ACGUGAUGCUGCGAGUUCGCGGCUCCGCCCGGUCACAUGACCGCGAUGUCAGCCUAUCGUCUGCCGCAUGGAGUCAGAGGCGUGAUUGGUCGGCGGUGAAGUCAUGCUGUUGGCACGGACGGCCCACGAAACCUUGUUACGGAUUCUCUUCUUCCCGACGGGAUCCUUCCGCCGGCCUCGCCCCAAUGCUUCCGAGGUCCUGACCCAGCACCUCCUCCAGAGGAACCUGCCGCCCUGGACCUCCUUCUGCGUGAAGUACAGCGCCGCCAACAACGACCAGUUCGGUUUAUCCAACUUCAACUGGGAAGUGAAAGGCGCAAAUUACCACGUCCUCCGGACGGGCUGCUUCCCAUUCAUUAAGUAUCACUGCUCCCGCGCCGCCCCCCAGGACCUGCGCCUCCUCAACCACUUCUUUAGCGGUCUGAAAGCCAUAAAUCUAGGGAUCCCCACUCUUAUGUAUGGCCUGGGAUCCUGGAUGUUCGCAAGAGUAACGGAGACUGUCCAUACCAGCUGUGGGCCGGUGACCAUCUACUUCCUGAUCAAGGAGGAUGAAGGAGCUCUGUUCUGACGCUGGAUGCAAUCUUCCCAUUAAUGCUCCACCCACUACAGGCUGCAUGCAGAAAACUACAGGAGGGGGGCGGAGACCAGACCAGCCACCCUGCACAGGGAGAGAGAGCAGUGGGAGGGACACCCAGCUGGCUCCACCCUCUACAGGCUGCCUACAGAAAACUACAGGAGGGGGCGGAGACAAGAACAAUCACUCUGCAUAAGAACAUGCGACAGUUGUCCAUUAUCAUUGGUGAAAGCCUAAGUCGCGACCAUCCAAAGUUGCGCGACUUUUGAGUUGUACAAGCGUGAAUGGAGGACAUGAUUGGCUCGGGUGGUUGCUAUGAAAUCUCUUUGUGUCGUGUCCUCUGGUAUUCUGGAGUCUCUUAUUUUUCUUUCUUUAUCUUGUUUUCUCAUCUUCCUCUGUUUUUCGGCUUUAGAAAACGGCAGUUGGAGGGACGGAUUUUGUGAACUUUUAAUAUAUUGCCCUAUUUAAUAAAAUGUAUUUAUACAUUGUAGAUGAAUGUUACAAAAUAAAGAAUAACAUGGGCUAGGUUUA
This is a messenger RNA of Rana temporaria (common frog), 1105 nucleotides long. It is a transcript of the gene C3H15orf61, whose product is annotated as chromosome 3 C15orf61 homolog. The transcript has 4 exons. The record is from RefSeq and is a predicted model, not a curated record. Lineage: Eukaryota; Metazoa; Chordata; Amphibia; Anura; Ranidae. The coding region runs from base 104 to 568 and encodes 154 amino acids.